AUGGAUCGGAACCUUGCGCGCGCGGUGACCGAGAAGAAGCCGGUUCCCGAGAUCGAUUUCACCCUGCAUACUAUGGAAGAUGGCACCCAGGUGUCCACAAUGGAGCGCGUGGUCAAAGAGGUGCAAGCCCCCGCCUUGAGCACUCCUCCGGAUGAGAUGUUCUGGUCUCCCGAAGAUCCCACCAAACCCAACCUGCAGUACCUCAAACAGCAUUUCUAUCGCGAAGGGCGUCUGACCGAGGACCAGGCCCUCUGGAUCAUCCAGGCGGGUGCGGAGGUCCUCCGGUCGGAGCCCAACCUGUUGGAAAUGGAUGCGCCAAUCACCGUCUGCGGUGACGUUCACGGUCAAUACUACGACUUGAUGAAGCUUUUCGAGGUUGGAGGUGAUCCAUCCGAGACACGAUACCUCUUCUUGGGGGACUACGUUGACCGUGGCUAUUUUAGUAUUGAGUGUGUGCUCUAUCUCUGGGCCUUGAAGAUCUGGUAUCCCAACUCACUUUGGCUGCUGCGCGGUAAUCAUGAAUGUCGCCACUUGACCGACUACUUUACCUUCAAAUUGGAAUGCAAGCAUAAAUACAGCGAACGGAUUUACGAGGAGUGCAUCAAGGCGUUCUGUUGUCUGCCGCUGGCGGCGGUCAUGAACAAGCAAUUCCUUUGCAUCCACGGUGGUCUCAGCCCGGAGCUGCACACCUUGGAAGACAUCAAAGCUAUCGACCGUUUCCGGGAGCCCCCUACACAUGGCUUGAUGUGUGACAUUCUUUGGGCCGACCCUUUGGAGGAAUUCGGACAAGAAAAGACAGGGGACUUUUUCAUCCAUAACAGCGUCCGAGGUUGCUCGUACUUCUUCUCAUACCCUGCCGCAUGUGCUUUCCUCGAGAAGAACAAUCUACUCUCGAUCAUCCGAGCCCACGAGGCACAGGAUGCCGGCUACCGUAUGUACAGGAAGACGCGAACGACGGGUUUCCCGAGUGUCAUGACCAUCUUCAGUGCUCCCAAUUACCUCGAUGUCUACAACAACAAGGCUGCAGUGUUGAAAUACGAGAAUAAUGUCAUGAACAUUCGUCAAUUUAACUGCACUCCUCACCCUUAUUGGCUGCCCAACUUCAUGGAUGUUUUCACCUGGUCACUGCCAUUUGUGGGUGAGAAGAUCACCGACAUGCUCAUCGCCAUCCUCAACACCUGCUCCAAGGAAGAGUUGGAGGAGGACGACACUCCAGCUACGACUUCACCCACCGAGGUCUCCUCGCCAGCCGUGUCUAUCGAUCCUGAGUCAAGUGAAUUCAAGCGUCGUGCCAUCAAGAACAAGAUUUUGGCCAUCGGGCGUCUCUCGCGUGUCUUCCAAGUCCUCCGUGAGCAAUCCGAAAGUGUCAGUGAACUGAAGACUGCCGCCGGUGGCCGUCUGCCUGCGGGUACUUUGAUGCUGGGAGCAGAGGGAAUCAAGCAAGCCAUCACCAACUUCGAGGAUGCUCGUAAGGUUGACUUGCAGAAUGAGCGCCUGCCUCCUAGUCAGGAAGAGGUAUUCCAGAAGAGCGAGGCGGAGCACAAAGCAGCCAUGCAGCGUGCUCAUCAAGAAGCUGAAAAUGACGCCGGGCUGGCGACUAUUGCCCGUCGAAUCUCCAUGUCUGCUGGUGCAGGACGUAAUCGCCGCCAGCAUAGUUCUCGCGAUGGAAACAAGGAGGCUUAG
This is a messenger RNA of Penicillium diatomitis, 1683 nucleotides long. RefSeq names its product serine/threonine-protein phosphatase 2B catalytic subunit. Bases 1 to 1683 code for a protein of 560 amino acids. Gene Ontology annotation, biological process: calcineurin-mediated signaling; fungal-type cell wall organization. Gene Ontology annotation, cellular component: cytoplasm; calcineurin complex. The transcript is spliced from 5 exons. NCBI's taxonomy places the organism in Eukaryota, Fungi, Ascomycota, Eurotiomycetes, Eurotiales, Aspergillaceae. The record is from RefSeq and is a predicted model, not a curated record. Gene Ontology annotation, molecular function: calmodulin-dependent protein phosphatase activity; calmodulin binding.